AUGAAGGAGCUGAUAACCUUAAGCCUUUUACUUGGACUCGCAAGCGCAGCAACAAAUUCAACAAGCAGUAAUGAUAUCCCAAUCAAUCCAGCCGCACUUUCAGGUAUUCUAAUUGUCUUGAUGCUAUUGGUUUUCUUGUAUGUUGGAAUGAAAGCUCUGGCAGGUAUUGAAGGACCAACUACAUACUCGAAUGUUCCACUAAUGGUCGGCAAAGAAAAAUAA
Molecule: messenger RNA, 222 nt
Organism: Blepharisma stoltei
Lineage: Eukaryota; Ciliophora; Heterotrichea; Heterotrichida; Blepharismidae
Source: the annotation of a GenBank genome assembly